UCCCAGCGCCUCCCUUUGAGCGGUUGGUGUCAGGCCGGCUCGCGCGCGCCACCUCGGUCGCCUGCCGGCACGCGCCGACCCCACAGGCGGCGAAGCCGACCCGCCCGCACCUUGAGCCGGAGCAGGCUCGUAGCCUCUCCUCCUCCUCCUCCUCCCGAGUAACAUCGAAACACGAAAGCCUGCGCCCGAGCGAAGUUUCCCACGCGAACGCAACUGCGGAGACAUGAAGAUCAAAGAUGCCAAGAAACCAUCUUUUCCGUGGUUUGGAAUGGAUAUUGGUGGAACUCUAGUGAAACUUGCAUAUUUUGAACCUAUAGAUAUUACUGCAGAAGAAGAGCAGGAAGAAGUUGAAAGUCUGAAGAGUAUUCGCAAAUACUUAACAUCAAACGUGGCCUAUGGGUCCACUGGCAUUCGGGAUGUCCACCUUGAACUUAAGGACUUGAUACUCUUUGGGCGGAAGGGAAAUUUGCACUUUAUCAGAUUCCCAACGCAUGACUUGCCUACUUUUAUUCAAAUGGGAAGAAAUAAAAACUUUUCCACGCUACAUACGGUGCUUUGUGCCACUGGUGGCGGUGCUUAUAAAUUUGAAGAAGAUUUUCGCACGAUUGGAGACCUCCAGCUGCACAAACUGGAUGAACUUGAUUGUCUCGUCAAAGGCUUGUUAUAUAUAGAUUCUGUCAGUUUUAAUGGCCAGGCAGAGUGCUACUAUUUUGAAAACGCAUCCGAACCUGAAAGAUGCCAAAAGAUGCCUUUUAACCUAGAUGACCCGUACCCGUUGCUCGUUGUAAACAUUGGCUCGGGAGUCAGUAUUUUAGCAGUUCAUUCCAAAGACAACUACAAGAGGGUGACUGGAACAAGUCUAGGUGGUGGGACCUUUCUUGGUUUAUGCAGUUUACUGACUGGGUGUGAAAGUUUUGAAGAAGCUCUAGAAAUGGCAUCCAAAGGCAACAGCACACAAGCUGACAAGCUAGUCCGGGAUAUUUAUGGGGGAGACUAUGAACGGUUUGGCUUACCAGGAUGGGCUGUGGCAUCUAGCUUUGGGAAUAUGAUCUACAAAGAAAAACGGGAAUCUGUCAGCAAAGAAGACCUGGCUAGAGCAACCUUGGUUACUAUCACCAAUAACAUUGGAUCUAUAGCACGAAUGUGUGCUGUAAAUGAGAAAAUAAACCGAGUUGUCUUUGUUGGUAACUUUUUACGUGUGAAUACUUUGUCAAUGAAGCUUUUGGCAUAUGCACUGGAUUACUGGUCCAAAGGCCAGUUGAAAGCUUUGUUCCUUGAACACGAGGGGUACUUUGGAGCAGUUGGUGCCCUCCUUGGAUUGCCAAAUUUCAGCUGAAGUUCAAAGCAUCACAAUACUGAAUUAUUCUCUACCUUUCUGGCAUUAUUACGUAUUGUUUUUAUAUCAACUGGAAUCAAAGGGCAAAAGGGCUGCAAUCUUUCUAUAAAUGUCUUUAAUCGAAGGAUAAAACUAUCUCAUUGGGACUCUGUUGACAUCUGGGUGCUCCUAUAAGAAGCUCUUAGUAGUGGGGCUGGUGUGGCAUCCUCUAAUCUACUGAACCAGUGUUCCCCAACUUGGUGCCCCUCCUAAUUUCUCAGCUGAUGUAGCUGUUAGUUGUGCCAGUUAGAGACAAUGCCAUACACAGAUAAAGGGGAGCAGGCUGGGGAAUGCUGUAAUAAACAUUUAGUACUCGGCAUAUGUCUCAAGCUCAGACAUAAACUGUCCAAACCCUACAAUACUAACCCUGUUUUGCUUCAAAACUAUUCUUAAGCAAUUGGAUUGCGUCUAGUUGCACAAAGUUUGUUGUGGCUUUGUGCUCAGUGUUCAUGUAGAUUUCCAGUCAGCUCCAGAACUGAUUGUAGCCACAAAUGAAAGAAAGAUCUUUGAUGCAAGGUGUUGUCUUUCUGUGCAAGUGCAAGGAAGUAACAGCAUGUUGAAAUCCUUAAUUCAGGCAUCAGUGUUAAAGCUUCCAAACAUUAAACGUAAAAACAUCAGCAACGGUUUUGUACAGUUGAUUUAAUGAAUUAAGCAAUCAAGUACACGUGUACACCAACAGUAUAAGCCAGACGUUACUUUCAGCGGUUUCAGAAGACUGACCAUUUAAAGAAAAUGAUCUCAGAACCACUCACUGCUAUAAACAGUGCCAGCAGAUAUGACUGAGAUCAAAGCAGCAGCGGUGUGGCAAAGGCUGGAAAGACAGAUCUAAUAAGAUGCCUCUAGUGUGACUUCCCAAAUCUAGGAAAGUGAGUUGAUCUCACGGAACCUGUAUUGAGCUAGAAUAUUAAGUUGGGACGAGGUUGUGUCCUUAAACCAUUAUGGCAGCUAUAAAGGUUGAACUGCAGAGUCAGCAGUGCCAGUGUUCAUUGUGCCCUGAUGAACUAUUCCAGCUGCGCAACAGUGUGGCCUUGAGAUAAACACCUGUAUUUUUACUGCCUGCCACUUCCGAUAUGAUUGUAAAAGUUUACAACAGUGGCAUAUUUAGUAGCCUGCUGCAGCGAAGCUUACCGUAAGACCUCAGAAAAAUAGAAUAAUUUCAGAAAAACUUUCUAUGCACAGGGAUGUUAUCAUUGUAUCCUGAAGGAUUAUGCAGUUGCCCAAUCCAUGAACUAAAUUUUCUAGAAGGGAAUCUACCACUGACUAGCAUUCAUUGAGUUUUUGGUACUGCUUAUUUUACUUGAUCAAGGUGAUAACACAAUUUUGGCACAUUAAUAUUUCAUACAGCAAUAUAUAUAUAUAUAUAUAUAUAUAUAUAUAUAUAUAUAUAACAUGACAUAUAUAUGUAUAUAUGAAAAAUAACUUCAGCAAUCUUGGAGGUUUGGUUAGUUUAGGUUUUUUUUUUUUUAAUUUAAUCCUCUAUAAUUAUAUUUCAAUGCUUAGAAGUAGUAACUGGUUUGUAGCAUGUAGCAAUCACCUAAACGGUUUUCUGUUUUUAGAACUUGGAAAUGAAUUAUCUCUUUAUAGCACAGGGCGACAUCCAGAGAUUUGUAUGUACCUCACUGGUUUGAGGAAGUCAGAAAAUACAACUUCAGUAAAAAGUCUCAUCACAGAAACAUUAUACUUGAUUAUUUUAACCCCAACCCAUUUUACAUAGUGGAAUGAUUAAUUCCUAACUCAUGACUUGAAAGUCACCUCUAAAAAAUGAUGGCUUCUCAUCUUGUGUUUUGAAACAACAAACGUGAACAGUUACUGUCUGCCUUGCCUUUCAGGAAGGCACUUUCGGCACUACUGAAGCAAAGUGAUUUAUCAUACAAUGUAUGUUACUUCAACAGGUUUACAUGGUAAUAUCAUAGAUUUGGAAUAAGCCCCAUAAACGAGUGCAUUGGCAGUUUUUAUGUUGGACAAUUUCUAUUUUUAUUUUUGCAUUAUGUAAUUGCAUUUGUAAGAAUAGUGCUUUUACAAAAAUGCCAUUGCAGUGUUGCAAACUUCUGCCAUUCAUGUAAAUUCACACUGCUAGCAGCUUUGUUUAGCACUGAAAGCUUUCUUGGUUUGGGUGCAGCAGAGGUUUCUCAUGAAAAGAUCCAGAAAUUGAGGAACACUCAGCUUUCUGGGGAGAGAAAAAAAUGUCUGGCAAGCUAAAGGGAGAGAGAUUUACUUCUCCUUUCCUUGAGAAGUUCUGAAUGUGAAGGCUCUUCAAUCCAACAGUCACGUGAGUGCCUUAAAGUUCCUUUUAAAGUUUCAACUACAUAUUGGGCUAAGAUUUUCCCUGGCUUUGGAUACUGGCAGCUUUCAUACAAAAAUCACCCGCGGGGUAGCUAGAAGGUUUUUGUUUUUCUCCCAUAUUAUUGUCAAUUCUAACAUAGUCCCAGUGUCCUUUCUGGUGGUUACAAUGUUCUACCUGCAGCCUUAGGGCAUGGAUGGAUGGAUUGAUAAACACAAUCUCAAAAGAAUGCUGACUGUUAAGGAGAGAGUUUUAUUUCUUAAGCCAGAUCAUGUUUGUAAUGUGCUGUUCGAGCUGAUAAAAAUGUUCAAGGGCCAUUCCGUUAAGGUAUGGCUAGAGAAGACUUCUAAUACGACCAUCCCUUCUUAACUACUGAAUUAAGGCAUUAAGGGACCAGAUUUUCCCCCCCUACAUUCCUUGAAUUAUGGCUCAUUUUUAUAUUGCCUUUUAUAUUUUUAAGCAUCAUUCCAUGAAAAACACAAGAUUGUAUAAAGACCAGAUCACUCUUCUCAUUUUAGCCAUUUCAAAAUAUAAUGCCAGUGGUCCUAUUGAUAUGUUAUAAGGCUGCAGUAUAAGUUGAUUGCACAGUCUUGUUGAAUCUUACUGAUCAAAUGAAUUAAGACUAGCGUGUUGGUCCUUUUCAUUGUAUGCUCCUUAUAUCUUCAAUAGCAAGAUUGUAUUGUGACUGUUUGCAAAUUCUGUUUAUUGUUUUGCCAACCCCAAACAUUAUAUAACUUAUACUUUGACAAAAUGCAUAUAAGACCCAACUGUGCAUUUAAUCAAUGUUCCUUAUGUCUUUGGGAGUUGGUUUGUAGACUGCAACAGAAAUUAUUCAAGUUUAGCAUGAUGUAAUUCGGAGUGAGUGCUCACCACCUCCAAAACAUGCACUAUUUAUUAGUAUCAGCUAUGGAUUUUUAGCCGUAUGCUUUCAUGGAAUAGAUGUAUUGGAAGGGAAAGUAUCAUGGCUGUUUUAGGAUUGAACCAGCAACAUGCUAAAUUUGAUGUGUGUGCACUUCUAUUAUACUGUCUGGGCUUUAAAGUUAAGUCUUUGGAUUUUUUUAAAAUGCUUUUACUUAAGAGCCAAUUGACUUAUCAGUCUCCUAAAUACCAAUGACUUACUUUGUAAAUAGUAUAUUUAUAAUUAAAACCCUAAAUUCAGUAUGUGUUUUAUUAGGUAGAUUACAUAAUUUAGAAUUUUUAGCCUUCUAAAAAUUCAACCUUCUUUUAGGACCCAGUAUUUUUUAUCUUAAAUGGAAAUUAAAUAGUGCUGAAUGGGUGGCAGAAUAUUGAAAAGUAGAAAAUUCAGGGAUAAUGAAUAAAAAGUAACGUGCCAUUAAAAAAGUAACACCUUUCACUACUAUUCUAAUGAGCUACAAUAAAUCUUGCUUUACCUUACGUAUAGAAUUUUGAUAUAACAUAAUGAAGGUUGAUAAUUCUUUGAUCAAUACCUCCCCUUCUCCCUCCCCCAUCCCCAGUCCUUAAAGCCCACAUGUUAAACAAUGCCCAGAGUCCCCCAAUGGGAGGAGACGGGCGAGGACAAAUUGGAUAAAUAAAUAAACAAUAGCAUCAACUUAUUUAUGCCUGUUGUAAAUUAAAAGUAAAGCAAGACUUUGUUGCAAGACUUCUGUUUUAGGGAAACAAAGACGCCUCCUUGAUUCAGAAGUGAUCUCCAUUUAAGUGUUCUCAACAGUAUGUUUUAGAAUGCAUUGCAGUACAGUACAAGUGUUCUUAUUCCAAAUAAUAUACUUCAUAUUCUAAACUGUUACAGGAAAUUGGUAGGAAGCCUGCAGGCAAGCAUUCUUCUAGGUCAACACCUUAGUACUUUUUCCCUUAAAAAUUAAGAUUUGGGGACACGUUUGUGAGAUGCAGAAAGUAUGCCUUUUGGUCGGUUGUUAGUCACAUGACUCUGACAUGCAUUAGUUGAUCUAUUUAUAAAGAUUUUGCCAAAUACAUGUUGGACACAUGCCUUAUUUCUACGAAAAGAUGACGAUUCACACCUCUUACUAGCUCUACUGUGUAUUUUGUGCAGAGGGGACAAAUAGAGAGGAACCUAGAAGCUGCUGCCUUUUAUUAAUUCAGAAUGUCCUCCAUCUUGUCCAGUCCAGUAUUACCAACACUGACUGGCAGUGAUUCCUCACGGUGUCAGGCAGGUGUCCCUAGCCGUUCUACCGGAGGUUCCGGGGAAUGAACCUGGGACUUUGGCAAAUUGUAUAAAGCAGCUCCUCGGCCCUUGAGCUGCCGCCUCUGAGUUACUUGAAAAUGAACUAGAAAAGGAGUGCCUCAGAUUACUGAACCACACUAGAACAUCUCAUGAAACUUAAGACUUAAGAACCUUGUGGCUUUGUGCUCCCACAUCGUGGGAAGGUUAGACCAGUUCAGCUGUACAGUAUUUUUACCCUCCAUAUGAUGAAGGCCAAUCUGAGAUAGGGCCAAACUAGCGCUGCCUUAGCAAACGAAGAGCAUGGCAGUCUGGAACCCCCUUCUCAGUCCCACCAUUUGAAUUGCAUUGGAGUGGCUUAUGAGAAAGCAGAAUUCAGCUUUGGAUUGUGUGCCAUUGCCCAAGCAGCUGCUUUUAACACCUGGAGUUUGGGAGGGAGACAAAGCCAUGGGAAGGAAUUCUGGUUAGUUUAAAGCAGUCUUUAAAGAUGUGUUAGACUGUGACUCCCCUCAUCUCCAAGGUUUGAACUCUGGGUUAUAAACAAAGAGUAUUAAAGAUACUCUAGUAAGCUCCAAUUCAGACAACCUAGUCAGAGGAAGUGUGUGUGUGUGUGUGUGUGUGUGUACACGCAUGUGAGUCCUGUUCCUUGUUUGCUUAGUACUAAAUCAUAUUCAACCGUUAAAACAGAAAACCUGCGGCAGUGCCGGAAUUGUUCCUUAGACCUAUAUUUAACUCUGAACAGUUAAGGGUCCUUCACAAUGAAAUAACUAUUAUUUUAAAGUAUUAGCCAAUAACCAAGGGAGAAGAGGCAAUCUCUCCUCUUCCCUCUGUCCCCCUCACCUUGUCUGCUUCCUUUCCACUUUGUCAGGCUAGAAAGGGGAGGCAAAUGUGUGUGCAAGAUAUGGCAGCAAGGUGGGAAGGACCAGGACCAGGUGGCUUCCUGGAGGGAGUGCAGAGCACCAUGUCCACACCUGCUCACAGCCUUGCUGCCUCCCUUUGGACGGGAGGAGGUUCCCUGCAGAAGGGCAGUUCCCUACUCAGCUACCCCAAAUUCUCCCUUGUGCUGCUUUCGGCACAGAGACCCAAAGUCACUGAAGGGCAGCAAGUAAAUGCAAGGGGGCAGCUAUCCUUUGGCAGAUGUUGCUGCUGCUGCUCUUUCUUAAUAGCUCUCACCUGCUGAUUCAUCCCAGUCAUUUGGCCAUGCAGCAAGCAAGGCUUUCAGAGGGAGGGAGGGAUGGAAAGGGGAACAGUUGCUUGCUCAUCCAGCCUGCCCACCCCCCCGGCCCAGUUUUGAGAAAGACUGACCUACUUGGGCCUGGUCACCACCACCACCACCACCACCACCAGGCCACGGAGCGAAUGAGAUGAUGCGGCUGCUCCUCUGAUGGUGAAAUCUCCUUUGCGUAUUCUGCGCACGCUCAGUUAUCUUAGCCAAGGUGUCCUGAAGGGAGGUAGAAGUAAACUAAAAAUGUCACAAGCACACUUUUUCAAAUGUUUGUUUAAAGUCAGGUGUAGGUAAGACCCGUAGUGGCACUGGGUGAGGGGAGUGGCGGGAAACUUUAAAAACAAUCACAAGUUAGUCUAAUAUAAAACUAAUUAUUCCUCAUGGUCUGUCUUCAAGCUGUGCAUUUUGUAGUUGAGAGUUCAUCAUAAAACACUAAUUAGUACACAUACAAUAAAUACAGAACUUUAUUUCCAGAGUUUCAAAAAGUUGUUCCUGAGUUCAUCAAUCAUUAGCAGUGUGUUCGUGUAAAGGCCAUGAUUUAAUCAAAGUAUCCUAUGUUUAUUGCUUCCAUUGCUAUGCUAUUAUUUUUAGUGCGAAAAGAAUUUUCAAAAUUUCUGUCGUAUUUUGGUUAAACCUACCAUUCCAUAAGAUUUACUAAAAGUUGUAGACAGAGUUUUUCUGGAAUCGGAAUGAAUUUAACAUUUCAGCAGUGGAAAGAAAUGCAUUUUAAGCAAUAGUUAACAUGCUGCAGCUUAUUACUGAUAAUUACUAAGCGGGUUUGUUUUUUUUAAAAAAAUAAGGUUUUAUAGAUGGCCACGUUUCAGUGUUCAGGACAUUUUAAUAUCCACAUUAGGAAAUAGAGAAGAUAGCAUUCAUACUUUCCCAGCAGGUUUGGCAUUUUAACUUCAAAAAAAGAAACAUCUACAUGACUCAAAUUGUACCUAGAAACUCCUUAGCAAGCUCUUAUGUCCCCAAUGUGUAUGUACUAUACUGUGAGAACCAUUUCUCAUGUAUUGCCUUAUUCUGUUGCAGUGAACUUGGUGUCUUGGCUAUUUACAGUUCUGGCAAUGGUGUAAAAAUGUAUGUUUUGCAAAUUUAAAUCAUAGUCACUAAAUUAUUUAACGUAUCUUUUGUAAAUUGUUUAAUUUAUUUUUAAUGUCAGUGCUUUUCUGUAUUGUUUUCAUGCAACCAAAUGAUGGAAACCUAUAUUGCAUUCAUUCCCAUCAGAAUUGUAUAAAAACUCCUGACAGCUUGCAUGAGUAAAUGUGAAAUCUAAUGAUGGGCUUUUGUGUGUGUUUUCCUAGUUUUAGUGUUCUGUAAACAGAAUUUUGAUUUGUUUUUCCUAAAUAAAGUCCAGUGGAUGGUUCCCUCUCCUA
Candoia aspera is the source of this 8415-nucleotide messenger RNA. Its product is annotated as pantothenate kinase 3. Gene Ontology annotation, biological process: coenzyme A biosynthetic process. The transcript has 7 exons. NCBI's taxonomy places the organism in Eukaryota, Metazoa, Chordata, Lepidosauria, Squamata, Candoiidae. The record is from RefSeq and is a predicted model, not a curated record. Bases 224 to 1336 code for a protein of 370 amino acids. Gene Ontology annotation, cellular component: cytosol; nucleus. Gene Ontology annotation, molecular function: pantothenate kinase activity; ATP binding.